ACACCCUGCGCAUGCGCACUUGUGCAUGUGUAGUGGCAAUGCACGGACAUUUGAGUAGUCGAGUUUGCUGCUCUAGCUAAACUUUGUGUAAUUAAAAUGUUAGUUGUGUUUUAUUCUAUAGAACACGGUGGGACUUUUCAUAUGUAAAACAAUUGGAAUAUUGUGAGUCUAAACUCCAAAUGUUAACGUGUCAGUGUGUUAGCUUGACUAACUAGCGUUUUGUUUGCUAGCUAACAUUAGCUAACGUUUAGCUACGUUACGAAGUAGAGCAACGUUGUUAUCUAAUUUACGUCCAAUAAUCUGUAUUCAACGGACCCUAAAUAAUUAAACAGUUUGCGAGUUGUCGCACAAUCUGAUACAUGUAUGUAUGUAGCGAUUUUUAAAAUGCAUGAUCUCUCUGCCACUCUAAGACAAAUGUAACAUUUGCUUAAAAUCUAAGACCCUUAACGUUAAUUCGUUUUAACCAUAUCCUGCUGUAUUUGUUGACUUGUAACGUUACAAUAAUGUGACUGCAGUUCUGUAAACGCAGAAUGGACAGAGACUUGUUGCGGCAGUGUCUGACAUAUCAUGGACAAUCAUUGUUCAACAAACUGAAAUGUGAACAAAUAGAAAACCCAGACUUCCAAGCUGUGGUGUCCGACCUGUGCAAGGCCACGUGUGAAAGCAAGAGUGAUGGGCAGGACAGCCCCCUUGUGGAGCAGUUCAUUGCCAGGAAGGCUGACAUCCUUUUCUGUCCAGCAUGGAAGACCGCCACUCAUCAAGAAGAGGAGCAGCAUGAGGAGGAGGACGCUGCAGAGCCCUAUGCCAUCAUGCCACCAGUGGAGUUAUUUAUGAAGGUGUCUUAUGAUGAAAGAAGAGCCAUGCUGUACAGGGACUUGGAGAAAGGAGACCUUGUGGUGGGGAGGAUCAACAACAUUAGAGAAUAUGGCUUCUUUCUCACUCUCCUUUGCACUGCAGGAGGACUGAAGAGAGACAUAGAAGACCUAGAGUUGUCGGCUUUAUGUCACAUCAGAGAAAUUCCAUCCACUGGCAGCCAUGAUGAUCCUCUGUCUUACUACCAGAUCGGGGACUUCAUCAGAGCUGCAGUGAAAGAUAUUGACCGUUACCAGGAGAAAAUCACAGUUUCCCUCCACCAGGCCUCUCUUUUUCCCAACUUAGAGCACAUCAAACUGGGUGUCUUUCCUCGGGAGGAGCUGCCCAUACACUACAGUCGUAGCGUUCGUGCAGCUGCAGACUCCAGUGAGACCUAUGAGUGUAUACUAAAGAGUUGCCAUGGUUACCACAACCCAUCUGUCGUGGACUACCUGCUGGAGAAGGUGGGGGUUAGUGACGCCCACCCACCAUCAAUGAUGAGAGGACUACAAACUAAACUUUUUCAAGAGGAGGAUUUUGCCUCUGCAAUCAGGAAGAAACAGUCUGCAUCAUGGGCCUUGAAGUGUGUCCGUGCAGGUGUGGACCACUUCAAACAUGGUCGUCAUGUGGAAGCCAUGAACGAAUACAACAAAGCUUUGCAUAUCGACACUAAUAAUGUAGAAGCACUGGUGGCACGUGGAGCUCUGUAUGCUAACAAAGGCAGCAUCAUGAAGGCUAUAACAGACUUUGAAUUGGCCCUGGUGAGCUGUCCAGAUCACCGCAACGCCAAGAAGUACCUCUGCCAGACGCUGGUGGAGAGAGGAAAGCAGCUUGAAGAACAGGAGAAACUAGUAACAGCAGAGGGGUUGUACAGGAGAGCUCUAUCCCUAGAUGACUCGAACCCUGAGGCGCAGGAGGCCCUGCACAAGAUCACAGACACUAUACAGAAAUCGAUUCGCCUGAGAGAAGAAGCGCUGGCUAAGGAGCAGAAAGCUACGAGCAGCCAGACCAGCGCUGAGAAAUUGCGUAAGAUCUUAAAAGAGGAUAAGAGGAUGAAGAAAAAACGGAAGAGAUCAGCCUCUUCCUCUUCGUCAUCCUCCACUUUUUCCAGGAACUCCUCUCCUUCUUCAUCGUCUUCCUCCUCUCGCAGAAGGGCCAAAAAAAAGAAAAAGAAGAGGAGGAGGUCUGAGCGGGGAAGUAAGCGACAUCGCAGGAUCUCCUCAGUGAGGAGUGAGGAGGGUAAGAGCGAGAAAGACCGGAAGGAGAAAGAGGAGGACGAGGUGGAGUGGUAUCCUGCUCCUCCUAACACCUCCGCCACUUUUCUCAACCAGAAGGGAGGCCCGAGGUUUGGAGAGAGGGAGGAGGAGGAGGUAGUGGAGAAGGAUGCUGAAGAUAGACGGAUCUCUCAACUGUAUUCUUUGUCUGCAGCUUCAGAGGACGGAGAGUCAGACUCCUCACGCAGAGACAGGAAGAGAGGGGACAGAGAGGAGAGCAGGACAAGGAAAAGGAAAAAUACUCUGAGCAGAAGCCCCGAAAGAGAGGAGAGGGGGAGCAGGAGUAGAGAAAGGGAGAAUAAGAGCAGGGAUAGAGGGAAGGAGGAUUACAGGAAAGACGGGAGAGGCAGUGACUCCAAGAGGAGAAGUAGUUUAGACGAAAACAGAAAGCGAAAAGUAUCUUGCUCGUCAGCUGAGUCUGAGUAUUCACGGAAGUCCAGUUUAAAAUCUGAGUAUUUAGGGAACUCUGGUUCUGCAUCCAAACACGUGGAGAGUAGAAUGAGACAUGACUCUUCCAGGUGGAACUCCUUCGAUGGUGGUAGGUAUGAAAACAAAGGGUGGGAGGAAAUUCGGGAGCUAGAAGAGGCAAAGAGAGACUGUAGAAAGGGGAAAGUAGAGGAUGAAAGGUCAGAUGCAGGAAAGAGUAAAAACUCAGAAGGUGCUGGAAAUCAUAAACAGAGUAGUUUGACCUCAGUUCCUGUCGAAAGGCCUAAAAAAGACCUCCCUUCUAACCUGUUGGAUAUUUUCAAUCAGAUUGCCCAGUUUGAGAAGGAGAAAGGAGUCGGGCCAAAAUAAUAACUCGAAACCAAAAGUCCAGAAUGUGCCCAAUACUAGUGAAACAAGACAAUGUGAAAUGGAUGUUUGUUUGUUUCCAGGAAAUCAUUCGUUCUGGACAGUGCAUCAAGCUUACACUGCUGAAGGAAUGGCCAAAUGUGUUGUUGAUUGAAUGUCCCCAGUUGUUUAGUGUUAGAGAAACCUUUGAGUGAUUUUACUUUCAAAUGUCUUAGUCCUUAUGGUGGAUUUAAGGCUUGUGAGCAAAUGUAGUAAUUGCUGGAUAAUAGCUGGUCAAAAUGUAUUGAAGUUUUCAUAACAAAAUACUUUCCAAAACAACGUGAUAAGAGAGAAUAACAAUUUCCACUUAUUGUAUCUUCUGAGAAAUAACUAAAUGCAAGAACAUCAUGACUAAAAAUAUUACAUCUGAAGUCAAUAUUUGGUCAUCUUUGGUAAUUUCUCCUUUUAAGAGUUGGGAGAGAUGUUUGUGUACAUUUUUGAUAGAUAUAUAAUUUCUGUUAUGACAUACAGCACGUCUGACAUCACAUCAGUUUGCUUCAGGCUUUAAUUAUGUGUUGUGUUAUGGUUAUGUGUUCAUCUUAAGUUGAGACUUGUAUCUGUUAAAAAAGACACUGCCUUACGUUUACUGCCUUGUGCCAUAUUGUGCAUUCUUUCUGUGGCUUGUUAAAAUCCCAAACAACCUGACUGUUAGUGUUAGUACCACAGCGGUACUUUUUCAAGCUUUACGCAAUGCAAAUGUUCCAGUUGUAUCCCAACAUAUUUCUCUCCUGCAGUAAAACAAUCUCAACUGAAUCAAUAAAGCAUUUAAAAUGUCAAAACUA
Molecule: messenger RNA, 3739 nt
Organism: Sander lucioperca (pikeperch)
Lineage: Eukaryota; Metazoa; Chordata; Actinopteri; Perciformes; Percidae
Gene: ttc14
Product: tetratricopeptide repeat domain 14
Exons: 12
Coding region: 531-2921 (796 amino acids)
Molecular function (GO): nucleic acid binding; protein binding
Source: RefSeq, a predicted model, not a curated record